Molecule: messenger RNA, 2072 nt
Organism: Peromyscus maniculatus bairdii (prairie deer mouse)
Lineage: Eukaryota; Metazoa; Chordata; Mammalia; Rodentia; Cricetidae
Gene: Epn3
Product: epsin 3
Biological process (GO): endocytosis
Cellular component (GO): clathrin vesicle coat; plasma membrane; endosome
Molecular function (GO): clathrin binding; phospholipid binding
Source: RefSeq, a predicted model, not a curated record
AUGACAACCUCUGCGCUCCGACGCCAGGUGAAGAACAUUGUUCACAACUACUCGGAGGCCGAGAUCAAGGUGCGCGAGGCCACCAGCAAUGACCCCUGGGGCCCACCCAGUUCCCUCAUGUCCGAGAUCGCUGACUUGACCUUCAACACAGUGGCCUUUGCUGAGGUCAUGGGCAUGUUGUGGCGGCGACUCAAUGACAGCGGGAAGAACUGGCGACAUGUAUACAAGGCUCUGACACUGUUGGACUACUUACUCAAGACGGGCUCGGAGCGUGUGGCCCACCAGUGCCGUGAGAACCUCUACACCAUCCAGACGCUCAAGGACUUCCAGUACAUUGACCGCGAUGGCAAGGACCAAGGCGUCAAUGUCCGUGAGAAGGUCAAACAGGUGAUGGCCCUGCUCAGGGACGAGGAGCGUCUGCGGCAAGAGCGAACCCACGCCCUCAAGACCAAAGAGAGGAUGGCCCUGGAGGGCAUGAGCAUUGGCAGUGGGCAGCUGGGCUUCAGCCGGAGAUCUCGGGGAUCCCCCUCCUCCUACACCUCUGCAUCCUCGUCCCCGCGCUAUGCCUCAGACCUGGAGCAGGCCCGGCCCCAGACAUCCGGAGAAGAAGAACUGCAGCUGCAGCUGGCCCUGGCCAUGAGCCGUGAAGAGGCUGAAAAGCCAGUCCCCCCAGCCUCCCACAGGGAUGAGGACCUCCAGCUGCAGCUGGCUCUGAGCCUGAGCCGGCAGGAGCACGAGAAGGGGGCGAGGUCCUGGAAGGAUGAUGACUCUCCCGUGGCCAACGGCGGCACAGAACCCGCUGGCCGACGUCGACGGGACAGAGAGCCUGGGAGAGAAGAGAGAAAGGAGGAGGAGAAGUUGAAAACGAGCCAGUCCUCCAUCCUGGACUUGGCUGACGUCUUCGCACCUGUCCCAGCCCUGCCUUCCACACACUGCUCUGCUGACCCAUGGGACAUCCCAGGUCUCAGGCCGAACACUGAGCCGAGUGGCUCUUCCUGGGGCCCUUCUGCAGACCCCUGGUCUCCAGUUCCCUCUGGAAACGCCUUGUCCCGAAGCCAGCCUUGGGAUCUGCUUCCUACCCUUUCCUCUUCUGAGCCCUGGGGCAGGACCCCAGUGCUGCCCGCCGGACCCCCCAUCUCAGACCCCUGGGCACCAAGCUCCCCCAACCACACACUCCCCAGCACUGGAACAGACCCCUGGGGGGGCUCUGUGGAGACCUCUGACACCUCUGCUCUAGGUGGUGCCUCAUCCUUCGAUCCAUUUGCCAAACCUCUAGAAUCCACAGAGCCCAAGGACAGCCAGGCCCUGGCCACGGGGAAGUCCAGCAGCCCUGUGGAGCUAGACCCAUUUGGAGACGCAAGCCCCAGCUGCAAGCAAAAUGGCAUGAAGGAGUCUGAAGCCCUUGACCUGGGUGUGCUGGGGGAGGCGCUGCAGCCAGGAAAGGAGGCGCGCCCCUGCCGGACUCCGGAGUCCUUCCUGGGCCCCUCUGCCUCUUCUUUGGUCAACUUGGACUCACUAGUCAAGGCACCCCUGGCUGCAAGGACCCGGAACCCCUUCCUGACAGGUCUGGGUGCUCCGUCCCCCACUAACCCGUUUGGCUCGGGCGAGCAAGGCAGGCCGACCCUGAACCAGAUGCGCACCGGCUCGCCCGCGCUGGGCCUGCCGCCGGGGGGACCCGUCGGGGCGCCCUUGGGCUCCAUGACCUACAGCGCCUCCCUGCCCCUCCCGCUCAGUAGCGUGCCGGUCGGAGCGACCCUCCCUGCCUCCGUCAGCGUCUUCCCGCAAGCCGGAGCCUUCGCCCCGCCGCCCGCGAGCCUGCCUCAGCCGCUGCUGCCCACGUCCGGCCCGGCGGGGCCGCUGCCCCCGCAGGCUGGCACCAACCCCUUCCUCUGAGACGCUUCGGCGCCUGCGCGCGAGGCCCCGCCUCCUCGAGGGCGGUCGUGCAGGUUGAGCGUUGAUCCCGGCCUCUGUGGACCCCUGACCGAUGCUGAACGAGCUAGGGACUGACCACAUCUAGGGGACGAAGACUACAGCCGCCUAAUAAAGACUGGAAUCUACGUCUUCAGCUCUUA